UCGUAAUUACCCAUUUCGUAUGUGCAAUAACCAAACUAAUGAUUUGGUAAAGGUUUCAUCUGGUUCUAAGCCGGAAAUAAAAAUUGAAACAUUUUAACCCGUUAUUUACUCCGCUAUUUUCUUCUAAUGAAGAAAGGACACCACGGCUUGUAAAUAAAACAAGUUUUAAUUUAGAAUUUUCUGUAAUAACAUCUCAUGUUUAGUACAUUUUGUGGAAAGUUCUUUGUACAUCUUAGAUCUUCGUAUGCAACCACAAGCAACCAUGUAUGUUUAUGUUCUCGACUUUGCUUUGCCUUGCCAAAGAGUUUUAGAGAAAUUUGAUUUGUUUUGUUUUCUUAUUUACUGUUCAUCGUUGUGUUUUGUGUUUGGUUGAAGCUCUAUUGAAAUAGUUUUUCGCCAAACCUUUUUCUGUUUUACAAACAGUUCUUUUGAGAACUUAUUUUGUGCCAUUCGGUAUUUAACCUAACAUUCGAAUGCCUGGAAAACGCUUGAAUUCUCAAGCUCGUAUGCUUGUUGGAAAUUUAAUCGCGUACUUUACGUCUGAAAGAGAUAAUAAGGGACCCCUAAUUUCCUUGAAGGCUAUCCAAGAUGUAAAUAUUAUUUUAAUUUUUGAUUAAUAAUUAGGAAAUGUCUACCACACCAUUCAUUGUGGAAUUUAAUUUGAUAAACAUGUGAAUUUUAAACUUAAAACUGAAUUGCAAAAAAUCCUAGAAUUUCAAUAUACUAAAUAGACUUAAAAAAUUUAAUUAUUAUGAAAUAUGCUAUAAUGAGGAUGGGUAGACAUAGCCUUAUAAUAAAAAAUAUAAGUUAUAGUAAUAAUGAACAUUAUAAAUAUAGUUAAAUUUUUUUAUUUUAGUAAAUAAAUAUUUGAACUUUGCAGAGUUGCUGAUGCUUUAAAGAUAAGCCUUCGAACAGUAUCAAGCAUAAAAAUUCCCAAAGACCGAAAUGAGUUGCCCUCAACACCAGGCAAGGACCGGCCACGGAGGAAGGAAAAGACUCAAGAUCUUAAUGAAUUUACAAAAAUGGAUGUUCGUAGUACAUUGUAUGACAUGUAUGCACAAAAAAAACAAGUUACAAUUCAUAUGCUAAAGGAAGAGCUACAUCAAAAAGAAAUUCUUCACAUUAGUUAUGGAAGCCUUCGAACACUACUCUUUAACCUAGGAUUUAAAUACCUUAAGGAUGAUAACAGACGUGCAUUAAUGGAGACAACCAAUAUAUCUUCAAUGAGGGCAGCUUUCUUCAGAAAAUAUAUGGAAAACAAAAACUCACCAUUUGCACGUCAACUUGUGUUUUUGGAUGAAACUUGGAUCUUUUCUAAAGGCAGCAAGAUGAGAUCAUGGCAAGACAAUAGUGUUAAGAGUGUUCGUAAGCCAGGUGGUUUUGAUGGAAAACGUUUUAUUGUGUUGCAUGCUGGACAUAGUGGAGGAUUUAUUAAAAAUGCCAGUUUAAUUUUUGCCUCUAAAUCUAAAACAUUGGAUUAUCAUGGAGAAAUGAACCAUGAACUAUUUACGAAGUGGGUUGAAAAUCAGUUGAUCCCAAAUCUAGAGGAACCUUCAUUAAUUAUAAUGGAUAAUGCUCCGUACCAUUCUGUCCAGCUAGAAAAGCAACCUUCAUCCUCAUGGAAAAAACAAGAAAUUGCCGAGUGGUUAGUGAAAAAUAAUAUACCAUACAAUAGACAAAUGUUUAAGCCUGAGUUAUUAAGCAUAGCAAAAAUGUACAAAAGGCCAAAGCAAUAUAAAAUAGAUACAAUAUUGCAAGAAAAUGGACAUGAAGUUUUAAGAUUGCCACCCUAUCAUUGUCAAUUUAAUGCGAUUGAGAUGAUUUGGGCAGAUGCCAAAAAUUUUUACAAUACCCAUAUUGGUGAAAAUGGGCAUAAAGAUGAAAAUGUACUGGAUAUGUGGAAAAAAUCAUUAGAGAAAUGUACACCAGAAGUAUGGAACGCUAAGGUUUGCCACACUGAAAAAAUAAUCAAGGACUGGUAUGAUGACCUCCCUGGUCAUUAUUGAAGAGAUACCCCAAAUUCUGAUUAGUUUAAACAGUGAAACUAGCUCAGAAGAUAGUGACAGUGAUUAUUCAUAACUGAAUUUUCUAUCUUAAACUUUGAUAUUUUUUUGUUCAAUGAGAAAAAACUUGUUUUGAAAAAAAUGUUUUGGUGUAAGAAUAUUUGGGUUACGGUAUAAUAUACGGGUUGCUCCAUUUCUUUUAGCAUAUUACAAUAAUAAGUAUCUCUUAUUAACUAAAUCUCUUGUUUGUA
Messenger RNA from Anthonomus grandis grandis, 2254 nucleotides. RefSeq lists its product as uncharacterized. Gene Ontology annotation, molecular function: nucleic acid binding. Lineage: Eukaryota; Metazoa; Arthropoda; Insecta; Coleoptera; Curculionidae. The transcript is spliced from 2 exons. The record is from RefSeq and is a predicted model, not a curated record. The coding region runs from base 1023 to 2006 and encodes 327 amino acids.